CAAAAAUAAAUCGUCAAGAGUCGAGGCGUUGAAGUUUGUUUUCACUUUUAUUUUGUUAUUAUAUUGUAAAUUGUAGUUGUUUCCCUAUUGAAAAUAAACAUGGCUAUAAGAAUACUCAGUUGGUUCGGUCUAGUAACUAUUAUCAUCACUGGAUUGUUUGGUAUUGGCUUCUAUUUAACGUUUCUUGCGUUCAUCGUCUCUUUUCUGGCUGGGGUAAUAACAAUUUUAUAUUUCUCCUAUGACCAAAAGAAGAUAUUUCCAGUUGAUUUAGACUGUCUGGAUGACCCCUUGCAACAGUCAAACUUUUCUAUUCAAGUACCAAAGGUAUUAGAACUAUUUCAAAAGGAAACUUCUUUGCCGAAGUAUGAUAACCGGAUCACAGGCAGCGAGACUGUGGACUCUUUCCUAAAUGAGAUAAUAACAAUAAUCAUUAAUGACUAUGUGACUCCAUGGUAUGAGAUUCUAACGAGUGACGAGGAGCUUACAAACCAUUCCAUAAAACGAUUGGUGCUGGCAGCUGGUGCUAAUGUAGCUAAUAGAGUCAAAUGUGUGGAUUGGAUCCACCUGCUCUCCACCCGUGUUCCAGAGGAACUGACCACCCAUUUGAAACUGUUUAAACAGUCAAGAGUGAGACUCAAACAUGUAGAUCUGAUGAGUGCCAAAGAAGUGUCCAAUGGUUCAUCUAGACCAAGUCCUAAGAAACAAGAUGAAAAGAAGACACAUAGGAGAAAUAAAAGUGAAACUGAUUUAUCUUGGCCUCCAGAGGCUCAAACAUUUGGGAAAUCGAAAUUUUACGACAGUUCAGAGAACAUAAGUGGGAAGACACUCAAAGAUAUAUUUUUUGAACUGGAGUGCUCCAUAGAGAAUAGACAGAUCUGUCGGGAUAUUUACUGUAUGGACCCUGAAAAAGAAUAUGAAUUACUUUGCGAAGUUUCCGAAGCUGUGCUGUAUCUAGUCGCACCGGAGGAGGCCUGGCGAUGUCACGCACUUAAACUAAUACUCAUAGAACUGUUAUCAGCUGUUGUUCUACGACCCAUGAUUAACUUGCUUAGCGACCCUGAUAAUAUCAACAGAACCAUUCUUAGAAGUUGCUGUCGAGACUCCUGUUUGCCAUCAGAGCUGUUCCUAGUGGUAAUACGAUGCUGCACCGACGCCGAAGAGUUGGAUGCCACUGUGGAACUAGUGCAGAAGGAUAUACAGAAAUUGCAUUCCAGAGAUAGUGCAGGCGAAUGGGAACUACAGGACCGUCAAAAGCUUUCUUCCUUACAAUAUUUAAGCCGCAUCAUUCAAGCACGGCGAGCGACAUUAGGUCCUCAAGAAGGGCUGGCUCAUACAACUAACGUAGAUAAAGUAUCGGAAGAAGUAUCGAGAUCAUUGAAGUUUCUACGAGCGACCACCGCUUGGAGAUCAAACGCUCAGUAUUUGUUGGAAAUCGAGUUGAAUGAAGCUGAUGCGCCUCACACGUCAAAAGCAGUAUUAGACAACUUACGUUCGUCAGCUCUAGAACUGUGCGAUCUCUACCUAGCUCCAAACAGGCCAGCCGUUAUGGGUCUACCGGAGAACUGUUAUGCGGAACUCGUGAGGAAAAUAACUAUGGAAGGCGAAGAGUUCACGAACAGCCCUGUGAUAUGCUUUGAUGAAGUCCAGAAGUGUGUUUGUGAUGCUUUGGAGGAUGACCCUUCAUGGCAAUCGGAUUUUAUGAUGGAUAGCGAAGAAGGGUCUGAAAAGAGCAGUGAUCUAAAAAAGGACGAAAAGACCGACACGAGGAAAUACAGCGGCGAUGUGUUGCCAGUUCCUGGUACAAGGCAUAAUAGGUCGAGGUCGGAUAUAGUUGGAAAUCUGGCGCAGAGGAUGAUCAAUGAAAGUGCAGGUCCUUCCAACUUAACAUCAGCAAACUGCAGCAAUUUAUCUCUAUCUCACUCAGAAAUAAGUAGAAAUGCGAAAAAUUUGAUGUCGCCUCUAUCGGCAUGCAUUAUUGAAACCGCGUUAGUACAAGACAAGGGAAGGGCGUUUGGAAUAUACGCCAUAGCUGUUACUAGACUAUCGGACAACGAAAUAUGGCAUAUUUACAGAAGAUAUAGUGAUUUUUAUGAUCUACACGCGUCUAUUAAAGAUAAGUGGCCAGAGUUGAGUAGUCUUCCAUUCCCAGGGAAGAAAACAUUCCAAAAUACUUCUAGAACAGUAUUAGAAAGUCGGAAACGGAUGUUGAAUAGUUACCUUCAAACAUUAGCAAGUUUGUCGAGAGACGCUAAAUAUAUGACGUUGCUAUCUCCGGACUAUUUAGGUGGAUUUCUUAGUCCUGAAAAUCAGACUGAGAAACAUAGUAAUACGCUUGAUGCACUUCUUGUGAACUCUUUGAGAGCUGGCAUGAGGACGUUGAAGAAUAUGCCUGAUCAGUUCGCUAAUACAGUCGAUGGAGUAAUGGAUGGUAUUUCAAAAGUAUUCCAAGGCAAGAGUGACGAGAGUUAUUAUGACGGAUUUAAAAGUGGUAAUUCUUCUGAUGGACAAGAGGAAAAUGACGAAAGCGUAGCUCUGAAGUUAUUUGAAGAAGUUUUAGGUAUAAGAGGGUUAUGGCUAAGAAGACGCUUGCUUGCUCCCAUAAGGACACUGAUUGCAGAUAGAGUUAAUAAAAAGGUGUUAGAAUUUGUGUCGUCACUAACUUCGCCUCGAAACGUUGUCCAGUAUUUGAAGACAUUCAAACAGUGGUUGACCAGUCGAAACGGCUCGAGUUACGGCAACAGAGACGCUGCAACCAAAGCUAGGACGAGAGUGGCCGCUAAAGUUGCAUUGCUUUCCGCUUGUUCAGAUGAUUUGCGACACAUAGUAGGGUCUGAUACAGCAAGAAGAGGUUUGCUAACAGUAUUCGAUCUUUUUCAAAAUCAAGAAAUUAAUAGAAGAUUGAUAUUUGUGCUUCUAGAAACAAUGCUAACGAAUUUGUUCCCCGACAACAAUAUACCAGAGUUAUUCAAGAAAAUGUACUCACAUUCACCACGCGUGCCUCCGCCCAAGAAAUCUGUUAAUGUUUAGAAAAAUGUUAAUUUGUUAUUUAUUUAUUAUUUUAAAUUUUAAGCGUUGUACGUCACGAUUAGACGUCUGUCUGUGAUUCGUGUAGGUGUCAUGCCGUUUCAUGUUUUGAAAGUCUUCUUAAGACUAAUAUGCUGAUUAAUAAUUGUAAUUGUCUGUGCCCACGCCAUCUUGAAAUGCUACUCCACUAUAGAUAAAAUUGUCUGAAAUAGUAGUGAUUCUCAUGCUUCAUGUCGCCAUUUGAUAUUAUUAAAAUCUCUAAGGUAAGUGAGAAAAUGUCCAAUUGUACCAACGAAUGAAUUUUGUACAGAUUGUUUUAUUUACGUAUUGGUGUAAAAAGGGCCAAGCGUUUGAAGCGCCAUCUCUUGAGAUUUAACGUAAACAUUGAUAUUAAAAUUUCUUUAUUUAAAAUAACGCCAGCGCAUUUAUGUGGACGAAGUAAAUAAAAUUGUAAUAUUUAGUACAGUGCCAAAGACAUUAGUCAUUUCUUUAUUGGCAAUGUUAUACGAAAUUGUGAUAUAUGAAAGUGUACCUAAAUUGAAAUUCUAAAUAUUAGAUUUUCUUCUUUAUUAGUUAAAAUCAAUUGCUAAUUGUUAGGUAAAUAUACAAUUACAUAGUUAAUUUUACUAUUUUUUUUAUGUGAGGUUGAAGUUAUCUAUAUAUGUAUAUGCGAGUAGGUAUUUUUCGAAUUUAGGUACCUAUGUUGGAUCAAAUAAUUAUGAUGCUAAUGCUUCUGGUUCAGAAUGAAAUAGGUUGAAAGCACAUAGAAAAUUGUUGUGAAUAAGAUGCAUAAUCGUGCUUUUCCUAAAGUCCCUGGUCAAAAACACAUCACCACUUUUUCAAGAUGGAAUAUAAAUUGUUUACUUUCGACCAAUAUUAUUGAGUAAAACAGAAGCUGUAAAAAUAUAUUCCUGAUAAUUGUAAUACCUAUUUGAGUAAAUGA
Helicoverpa zea (corn earworm) is the source of this 3967-nucleotide messenger RNA. RefSeq names its product sorting nexin-13-like. NCBI's taxonomy places the organism in Eukaryota, Metazoa, Arthropoda, Insecta, Lepidoptera, Noctuidae. The coding region runs from base 100 to 3027 and encodes 975 amino acids. The record is from RefSeq and is a predicted model, not a curated record. The transcript is spliced from 22 exons. Gene Ontology annotation, cellular component: early endosome. Gene Ontology annotation, molecular function: phosphatidylinositol binding.